Pyrenophora tritici-repentis Pt-1C-BFP is the source of this 2481-nucleotide messenger RNA. NCBI's taxonomy places the organism in Eukaryota, Fungi, Ascomycota, Dothideomycetes, Pleosporales, Pleosporaceae. The record is from RefSeq and is a predicted model, not a curated record.
AUGAGGAAGUCGGCGAUCCCCGGCGCCUCGUUCGGUGUUCGGUUGUCAGAGAAACGGCAGGGCAAGCAAACAACUCCACCCGACUUCCGCAUGCCCAACGCGACUGCACCACCAUCGACCGGCUCUACUCGGCACAAGCUCAACUCAAUCCUAACCGUCAUGGCGGACAUCAGCGCAGCCUUGUCGUCAGAGAUUACCAGGAUACUCCAAUGCAUAUAUCCCGCCUCGCUAUUCGCAAAUUCAUCCAAAUCGGAUUUUGAACAUCUACCGGAUGGUGUCCUUUUGCCUGCGGAAGCCCAGGGCUUCUUCCUCAAUUCGUUCCAAAAAGCUAUCCAGGCCCCCAGCGUGGACACGCUGAGCCUGCUUCCGAGCGACGUCAGACGCAAGUUCGACGCGGGACUGUGUGGGAUCCUCAAGUCUAACUCUCCCGGCGAAUCAUCGACGUUGCUGUCAUGGGUGUGCGGUAUAGUGUUUGCCACGGAGCAUCCGGAGGGUGUCACCAGCAUACAAACUCCAAGCGCCAAUGAACAGCCAGUAUCUACCGAAAGCUUGCAGCAGCAGUGGAAGACAAUAUCGGGCCAAAAGCUGUUUGGCUCCAUGGGUCAUCUUUACAAGACCAUCAGCCUGUUUGUUGACCAGGAUGUCAAGAAUAGCUGGGGCAAGCAAGAUCAGACUACACGUACUCUGUUCAAAAAGUUUCCGGAGAAGAUUUCAGUAGAUCCAGAGAGUGCUUCCGAGCUCCUCUCUGCAUCGCUCCCACUGUUUGCACUAGUAGCCACUACAAUCGCUUCGUUACUGGUUGUCGCUUUCGCAGCUGAUCUAGACGCGCCCAAGUUACCCAACGCCCUUAUCGUCGCUCUUAUCAAGAAACAGCAGAACCUACCGCCAAUCAUGAAUGCUUGCUCGCACUCAUUGGAUAACUCCCCUCCAUCCUCAAUAUCGCUAUUCCAACAAGCAAGUACCCAAUAUACAGGCCAGCAUCUCCAGGAAUGGAAGGAACGGAUCAAUUCAGUGGUGGAUAGCCAAAGCAAGUAUCAGAAAGAGCUGUUCACCCGGGAAGUAGCCAAAUAUUGCGAAGAUCUCGAAACACGCUGCAACACGGUCGAAGAACCACUACGGAGGGAGGAAGAGAGGUCUAAGAGGCUCGAAGGGCAGGUUGAGAGGCUUCUCAGUGACAUCGAGUCAUUAUCAAAACAAAGGGAGGACGAUAUGCACUACCAAGAAGGGUUGGAAAAAGACCUGGAAGAUGCCAAGGAUUACAGAAACAGGGUAGAACUGGAGCAGCGGAGAAUGAUCGAAGAGAAAGAGGAAAUGUCCGCUAAAUUACAGGAUGUGGAAGAGGCCUUGGAGAGAACAAACCGGCAAGCGGAAGACAUGCUGAAUGCUGCGCAGGAAGACUUUGCUGAGAAAGAGACCAACUUUCGCUCAACACUCCUCCAACGUGAAGAUGAAAAACGCCACCGAGAUGCCGAAAUGGAGUCGUUGCGCAUCGCCAUAAAUGAGUUGAGAGAGUCCCAAGUACAAUGGGAGAAGGAUCAUUAUAGCCUCGCCGAGGAGCACGAACGCCUCCGAGCGCGCUGUUGUGACACAGAAGAACUGCUCCAAAAGGAGCGCGAAAACGCCAACCGUCAGGCAGACGAGCUUUCCCGCCUGGAAUCGCAGCUUUCCGAAUACCAGCAAGACUUGGAACACAAGGAAACCGAACUGAGAGAUACGAAUGAACGACUGAAAACAUUGCAAGGUCGCCACGAAGAACUGAGACAUGAAUCGGAAGAGAGAUUGAGAAACCUGGCGGCCAAACAUGCCGAUACUUUGGAUGCUGCGAUACUGAAAGCUGAAGAGGAACGCGAAGAAAUUGGGGCUCAGCUACAGAACGCUCUACAAGCAUUCAAGCACGAAGCUGCUGAGCACGAAAAGACUAGUGGCGAAGCCCAGCGUCUUCGAGAGUCGAUUCCACCAUUAAAGUCUAGGAUACAAGAGCUCCAAAAGAUCUGCACAGAGCAGGAGGAGGAACUUGAGUCGCUCAGAAACUGGCAUACGGAGAUGUUAGCUCAUUUGAAGCAGCCCUUGAAUGUUCGGCCGUCUUCUCGAUCUUACAAAGACGCUAUUCAGCCACAGCCAACAGAGGAGAGAACUCAUCGGCGACGAAAGUCCACCAGAAGCAGUCAGGAUAUAGCACAAAAAGCUGCAAAAAGUCCCCAAGUACUCACGAACACGGUCAUGGACAAGGCCACUGAUGAUUCUUUUGUCUCGCCUACAGACUCGUACUCUUCUCAAGGGGAUGGUCCGGCCCCUAAGCGUCCCAAACCACAGUCAAACUUUAAGUCCAUGAGGCAGCGUAGUAGUAGUCUUCAGGAUGAUGAACAAGCAGAUUUUGGGAUGGACGACGACUUCACGUCAGGAACGCCACUCACUCCGGGUUAUGCAGCGGGCACUGGGAGAGCCCCGGAAGAUGACGAUGGCAGUAUGACUGAACUUUGA